GAAGUCUUAACGGCCCUUCUCUUCAGAUGGCUGUGAUGUGUGUAGCUGUCCUGUAGGUGGAGGCUGACGCCUGUUGGACCUGCAGAUGGGAGGAGGCUCCUCUUGGGCUUUGUUGUUAUAGUAAUGGCUCGAUCCUAACCCUCGGUCAGCGUUUUCCAUCACCGGUCACGUUUUUUUCUGUACAGUUUUCAUCGAUGCAAAGACAGAUGGGCAGAAGGCGGAAUUUCCUUCUUGGCGUUAAAAGAAGAAGAGGAGGGAAGGAAAAAACCCACAUAAUAUCCAGUGAUGGUCUGCUGUAGAAGGAGUAUAUGGCUUCAAUCACAAUCUCCACCCCACUUAAGAAGUCCUUGACACUCAGGAUGAACAUCAAUCCCAGGGUUCAUCCUGACCUGAAAUGUAACUAAGGAAAGACUCAUCCCUCAAACCUGCUGUAAUGGAAAGUCGCAGCCUGCUGUCCCUCACUGUGGCCUUGCUGGGUUUUCUGAGCCCAUGUCUAACAAGACUAACUCCCAGAGUCUCUUUCCCUGUGGGUAGCCCGGGGAGACCUCUCACCCACUUCAGGAGCCAUGAAGUCAGCAACACCACCACCCUGCUGCUCAGUGAGGAUGGAGAUAUGCUGUAUGUGGGAGCCAGGGAUGCUGUUUUAGCACUGGAUGUUGGCCACAGGGACACUAUGACACUGAGGAGCAAGCUGGACUGGAGCCCAUCAGAGAAAGACCUUGCACAAUGUUCCAUGAAAGGCAAGAAAAUGGCUGACUGUCCCAAUUUCAUCCGUGUACUGCAGUUUUUUAACAACACCCACAUCUAUGCAUGUGGAACAUUUGCCUUCAGUCCACGCUGCACCUACAUCAAUUCAGAGACAUUAACGAUGAGCCUCAAGUCAGAUGAGGGGAGAGGUCGCUGCCCUUAUGAUCCCUACCAGCGCAACACUGCAAUCAUCGUUGAUGGAGAGCUUUAUACCGGGACAGUGGCAGAUUACAGAGGGAACCGGCCAGUCAUCUCCCGGCACCUGAGUGAGGGCAGGCGUUUUGACCUGAAGUUGGAUGAUACAUUAGGUUGGCUGGAGGAUCCAACCUUCAUCAGCUCCAGUUUCAUUCCCAAUGAGGAGAAAAUCUACUUCUUCUUCAGCGAAGUGGGCAGAGAGUAUGACUUCAUUGACAAAUUUAUUGUCUCUCGUGUUUCUCAGAUCUGCAUGAGUGAUGUUGGAGGCCAGCGGACCCUGCAGCGCCGCUGGACCACAUUUGCCAAAGCUCAGCUGUUGUGCCAGGCAGACAAUGAGCUGCCCUACAAUGUAAUCCAGGACAUAGACACCCUCCCACCAGCAGAGGGAGCGCCCACAGAUGACACACUCUUUUAUGGCAUCUUCACCUCCCAGUGGUCUGUCAACUCUGGACAGUCAGCGGUGUGUUCAUUCCGCCUGACUGACAUCAAAUCAGUUUUCUCUGGUAAUUACAAAGUUCUGAACCGGGACACCUUACAGUGGAGCACACGGGUUCAAGAGAAGGUCGCAAACCCAGGAGAGUGUGGCCUGCACAAUGCAUCAGACAACGCCCUGCGCUUUGUCAAAGAGAACUUCCUUGCUGAUGACAGUGUUCGGCCAGUUGCAAGAAGUCUGACCUUGGUGUCUGCUGAACACAACUACAGCCAUCUGACAGUCCAGAGAGUCCAGGCUGCCAACAACAGAGACUACACCGUCCUGUUUCUGCUCACAGAGUCUGGUUACAUCCACAAAACGGUGCUGCUGCAGAGUGGAGCCCACAUCAUAGAGGAGGUGCAGGUUUUUGAGCAGCCUCAGCCUGUCAAGAGCCUGAAACUCUCCACAUCCAAGGGGAUGAUAUAUGUUGGCACAUCAGAGGGGGUGCUGAGAGUUCCAACAGCCAACUGCUCUUUUUACUGGACCUGUCCUCAGUGUGUUCUGGCCCGAGACCCCUUCUGUGGUUGGGACCCUGCCAACAGGGCCUGUGUAGAGGUCUCUAACACCCACACCAGUCUAGGCCAGGAUGUAGACAGAGGGAAUGUUGAAGAGGUGUGCAACAGUGUUUCAUUGACACACAGAGCCAAAUUUGCUCCAAACAAACUGCCUGCAGGUGAGCUGGUGUCCGUGUCUCUAAAUGAAGUGGUGCGGCUGCAGUGUCCUGCAGCGUCGCGGCUGUCCCAGCAGCUGUGGGAGCGUCCCAACAGCCGGCUGUCCCCGGACCUGUACCUGCACCUGGAGGAUGGCAGUCUGAGCUUUGUGGCAACCCCCACCACACUGGGCCACUAUCUCUGCCUGUCUAUUGAGAACGGCUACCAACAGACUAUGGCCAUCUAUCACGUCAGGCAGAAGAGCAGCCCCUUGGCUCAAACUCCAACCAGCUACACCUGGCCUCCGGUACACCACAUACCUACCACACAGGCUGUGGCUAAGCCAGGGCCUGGACCUGGGCUUCAUACCUCUGCGGUGACCUGGCCCAAAACAACAGAAACAAGACAAGGAAAGACUCAGCCAACACUGUCCAGUAGGGACAGUCACAUCACCACUAGACAGCAAGGCAGGAACGUGACCCUGUGGACAGAGGAGUCCGAGCAGAAGGAGUCAGGGUUUCGGGAGGGUGAGCCCCUACUGUCGGCCCGAGGCCCCUGCUACCUAAAGGAGCUGGUGGUUGUGUCAGUCCUGCUGGUGCUUUGCCUCAGUGUGCUAAUCACCAUGCUUAUGUACAUCAUCAGACUGCGCUGCCAUAGCCGAACGGCCCCACAAAUAGGUUCUCCAACCAGAGACUCAGACAGGAGGACCCCUGUAGAGCAGGAGGCCCUCAGUGGGAACCAGCUUCUGAGCAAACGCACCAGACAAGCCCUGAACAGCGGACAGGCGAGCGGCUUAGUUUGUAAUGGGGCAAUCACAGGCUCCAAUGGGCAUUUGCCCAACACCCCCAUCUGAACAGUCUCAGACAUUUGAAGAGAUGUUACCUACAGGAGUAAAGGGUAAAGGGAGACCAUCCCAGGUACCAAAGUCACCAUGGCAACUGUCAGUCAGCCCAGUGGGAGGUUUUGUUUGCAAAAACAGUCCCAUGAUACAAACACUGUAAACACCUGUUGUCCUGAUUGGUGAGAUUUCAAUAGGAUGAAAGACAAUCUUCUGUGGAUCUUAGUGCAACUGUUUUGCACCCAAAACAGUGUUGGUUUUGCAACCAAAACAGUCGCACCAUGGAGCCCUUUAGAUGGUAACAUGAGACAAAAAGGUACCAGCUGAUCCAGUACAGCUAAUUAUAGCUGUAAUAUUUUUUAUAGAGUAGUCAGUGUACGAUGCAAAGCCAGUGACUUUAACAGUUCGGCAUCCCUGGGAUAAAGACAUUUUCAAGAACUCAUCCAAUUUUUUUAAAAAAGAAUCUGGGGCCAUGUUUAUCAUGCAGCAUAGAUUUAGAAGAUAUUUUUUAAGGAAUAUAACAUGUGCCAGGAUUAUGUUCAGUGAUGAGGUCAAAUAAGUAUGUUGUUCGUGUAACAAAGACAAACCAGAGGUCGUAUUCAGGGCUUCAGAGUUUCACACAGCGCAGGGACAAGGACUACAUGGUACAUUCAAGUGAAGCUCAUAAACUCUGCCAUACAAAGCAAUACAAUACAAAGCAGAAUUCAAAAUGCAUGGGCAUCAAUCUCUCAUUAUUUUCUUGUUUCUCGUUUUUAAUUUUUAAAUGCUACAGUCAUAACAGUAUCCAUUAAUUUCUCCAUUGGCGGAAUUCAACCACAUAUCACUGAAAAUAUUAAAUCAGUUCUUUACAGUGCACCAGGUUAGAAGGUUCCUAGUAUGGUGUACUGUUUAUAUAUGGCACAGGAUCUCCAGAUCUUCAUUUUAUAGUAACACCUGCAGACUGCUGAACAACCCAAAUCACUCUAGUUGCACUUCUACUUCAUGAUGCUCUAACACGCAGAAGAAAUGCAGGGGCUGUUCAUCACUGCACACAGUUAUUUCUGAAUGAAACUGUCAUUAAAAAAUCCAUCUGACCAUGUCAUGUCAAUCAACACCAGCCUGAACAGAGUCAGGAAGGUUCAUAAGUUAGUGGAGGAAGUCAACUUUCAUUGGUAAAGAAGCUCACUGAAUGCUUUAACCUUGAGGUCUCAAAAAGGAGAGGAUUUUAAAACCAUAGCAGGGCUCUGGGAGUUCUCAUCAGAAAUGUUUGUUUCACAGACAUUUCUCUGGAAAAAAAUAAUGUGCCCCUCGGGCCUUGACCUUGUUUGAAUCUCAUGAUCAACAGACAAAUCAACACAGCAGAUUUUCCAAAAUGCAUGUCACUUUCCUGUAAAACAAUCACAAAUUCUUCUGUCCAGGCCAUCUUAAAUAUGCUUGAAGAAUUCUUUCUACUCUUCUCUACUGUUUGUCACUCACUGAGAGGACAAGGCCAGGUAAUGAUAAUGAAAAGGGGAAAACGGUGCAAAAAUUGGUCAUUAAUUGGGACAAAUACAGGAAAACUGUGAUCCCAGGGUGAAACUGGGAGAGGGCAGUUAAAACAGAAGAAUUGGAGAUUGGAAAGUGUGGCUUUAACUGGACUGUUUGAAGUCAGGACUGAAUAAACAUCACAGUUGGAGAAUGUUUUACUCAUCAUUGGUUAAUAAAGAGGCUCUGGUUAAUGUUUGUCAUCAUAAAGACUCCUGUCUUUGUAAUAUCUUCAGCACAAUCCUCAGUUCUCUGUAUCAUAUUGGGCUCACUGACAGCAUAUUUUGGAAGUUGUAUUUUGAAAUCAUAUCACUAUAUCUUUGGGAUUGCCCAUCAAACCCAUUGUUAAGUCAGAAGAACAGCCCCAUUUUUUUUGAUGUUCUCAAAAUCUUGAAUGAAUAAAAGUCAUCUCAUAUCAACA
This is a messenger RNA of Acanthopagrus latus (yellowfin seabream), 4826 nucleotides long. RefSeq names its product sema domain, immunoglobulin domain (Ig), transmembrane domain (TM) and short cytoplasmic domain, (semaphorin) 4Ab (gene sema4ab). The transcript is spliced from 15 exons. Lineage: Eukaryota; Metazoa; Chordata; Actinopteri; Spariformes; Sparidae. Gene Ontology annotation, biological process: axon guidance; negative regulation of axon extension involved in axon guidance; semaphorin-plexin signaling pathway. The coding region runs from base 434 to 2917 and encodes 827 amino acids. The record is from RefSeq and is a predicted model, not a curated record. Gene Ontology annotation, molecular function: semaphorin receptor binding; chemorepellent activity.